UUCAAACUUCUGCGCCAGCUUGGGGCAGAUGCCUACCCUUCAAGCUCAAUUGAAGUCGCGAUGAACCUGAAAGGCUUUAUAGCCUCCCUCGUCUGGCUCCGAGUGGCUGCAACUGCCUAUGCAAGCCCGCAUUUCGUGUGGAACCAGAUCACACCAUCUGAAGACCUUGUAUGGACGAAAUGUUACGGGGAUAGAGAGUGCGGCAGACUCAAAGUACCGAUGGACUACUCUAAACCGGAUCACGGUUUCGCGAGCAUUGCCCUCAUUCGAGUACGCUCAAAAGUGCCACACGACUCUCCUCACUACCGUGGUCCUGUUCUCAUCAACCCCGGCGGGCCAGGUGGCUCUGGAGUCGACACGGUGCGGCGGAACGGAGACCUGUUAUCGCUCAUUCUUGGCCCGGAAUUCGAUGUGGUCGGGUUCGACCCACGCGGAAUUGCCCGUUCUACACCAAGCGUGUCGUUCUUCGCCAGUCAGGAAGAACGUGCGCUUCUAUUCUCCGAAGUUGGAUAUGACUCAUUGAAUGCGACGUCUGCAUCGCUGGCAAGAGCGUGGUCAUAUGGGUCACUCGUUGGGCAAUUGGCUGGGGAGCGGAAUCAGAAUGGAACUCUGCAAUUCAUGACCACCGACCACACUGCGAGGGACAUGCUCCGGAUCGUUGAAGCCCAUGGUAGAAAGAAACUUCAGUAUUGGGGUUUCUCGUAUGGAAGUGUCCUCGGCUCGACAUUUGCUGCCAUGUUCCCUGACAGAGUGGAAAGGCUAGUUAUUGACGGUGUCGCUGACGUAGAAAAUUACUUCGAAGUCGACUGGUCAGUUUUCCUCACCGACGCCGACGCUGCUUGGCAAUCGUUCGCCGCCAACUGUGUUGCAGCGGGUCCAUCGUCCUGUGCCUUUUACGCCCCCACUGCAACGGAGCUCCUUUCCAAUGUCGAUGUCAUUUACCAGCAACUUCGUGUCCGGCCAAUACCCGUCCGUGGCUUAAACCGCUACGGCAUUGUAACCUUUUCAAUGCUGCGAACUGUUAUAUUCCAGGCUCUUUACUCGCCUUAUGCCCUGUUUCGACCGUUGGCAAAUGCGCUUGCAGGGCUAGCAAAGGGGGACGGGUCGCUCUUGUUCGAGCUUGCCAGCAAGUCGAUGCCCAAACCUUUCGGGUGCUCUUGCGAUAGCGAGAUAGAGCGAGAGAACUCGCAGGAGGGACUUUGGGCGGUGCUUUGUAAUGACGGAAAACGUAUCUCGCCGGAUUACAAUGACAUGGAACGACACUAUCGAGACAUGCUUACCGUAUCGCAGUUUGCCGACCAGUGGGAGGUGCUUCGGACAGGGUGUUUAGCUUGGCCGGAGUACCCCAAGAAUCAUUUCCAGGGUCCAUUCGUGGCGAACACCAGUUUCCCUUUACUCAUUGUCGGGAAUACUCUUGGUGGGUUCAUUGACAAAUCCGUUCCUCGACUAAAACUCCUGCUCGUAGAUCCUGUCACUCCUCUGUGGGCAGCGAAGAAGAUGUCUAAGGGCUUCAGCGGCUCUGUUGUCUUGACACAAAACUUUGUCGGGCAUUGCUCUGUCUCAGCGCCCUCUCUCUGCACCCAGAAGCACAUCCGUGCCUACUUCAGAGACGGGAAGCUACCAGAACUGGACACAGCGUGUGAUAUCAAUGCAGAGAUGUUUCCCGCGACCCACAGCGGUGCGACUACCAGCAGCCAGUCACCAUUCUCUGUUGGAGCCCUCUCAGCGAAGGAUGAAGAGUUACUUGGCGCUCUGAAUGAGCUGGCGCUCGACCCGCGGAACGGUUUAGUGAAGUUUCCGCUGUAA
Mycena indigotica is the source of this 1806-nucleotide messenger RNA. RefSeq names its product AB hydrolase-1 domain-containing protein. The record is from RefSeq and is a predicted model, not a curated record. The transcript is spliced from 7 exons. Lineage: Eukaryota; Fungi; Basidiomycota; Agaricomycetes; Agaricales; Mycenaceae. The coding region runs from base 61 to 1806 and encodes 581 amino acids.